UCUCCAGUCAAGCCUCCUCCCUGAAUCCUGCCCUGGGGAGGGAGACUCUCAGGAGGCCAUUUCAUAGGAAAACACCCCCAAGAAUAAAAGGCAACUGGAGAUACGAUUCGUGGGUAGAGGCUGGAACUGAACACAGGCCUCAGAAAUCUAAACUGCUCUUCUCUUGAGGUUACAGCCUGUGCUGGGGACAAGAUGGGGUGUCAUGGGGACCAGUGGGAAACAUCACCAUCAUCUAAAGCAGGGGGUGAGGUUUGCAUGGGAAAGGAUGUAGAGGUGCCACUGGCUGCCCCAUGUUCCUGUCCCUUUAAGUCGGCACCCCUGGGCCCUCCCUCUGGGGCUCUGAGCUCUGAGAGGCCCUGACUUCCUCCCUGCGCUGGGAGGAGCAGCAUUCUGUGCUCAAGACCAACUGAAGGGAAAACACUAGGUCAGGGGCCUCUCCAGCCAACGUCAAAGCCUGUCACCAUCGCUGCUGGAAAGGUGAGCCCAUACGGGGAAGGGGGUCGCCCAGGUGUGGGAGCUGUGAAGACUUCAGGACCUGUGUGUAGCUCACUGAGCAAGCAUGGGAGGACGGAAGAUGGCAAGAGAUGAAGAAAAUGCCUAUGGUCGCGAGGACGGGGACGACGCGCCCCCCGCACGCGAGCCCCGGCUCGGGCUAAUCCUGGUCGGCAGGACCGGCGCGGGCAAGAGCGCCACGGGCAACAGCAUCCUGGGCCACAGGAGCUUCCCGUCCAGGCUCGCCGCCGCCCCGGUGACCAGGACGUGCGCCCUGGGGAGCCGCCGCUGGGCCGGCUGGCGCGUGGAGGUCACCGACACCCCGGACCUCUUCAGCGCCGAGGGCCGCCGCGCCGACCGGGGCUGCGCCGAGCGGGGCCGCUGCUACCUGCUGUCGGCGCCCGGGCCGCACGCGCUGCUGCUGGUCACCCAGCUGGGCCGCUUCACCGCCCAGGACGAGCAGGCGGUGCGCGGCGUCCGCGAGCUGUUCGGGCCCGGCGUGCUGGCGCGGGCCGUCGUGGUCUUCACCCGCCGCGAGGACCUGGCGGGGGCCUCGCCUCACGACUACGUGCGCGCCACCGACAACCGCGCGCUGCGGGCCCUGGUGGCCGAGUGCGGCGGCCGCGUGUGCGCGCUGGACAACCGGGCGGAGGGCGCCGAGCGCGAGGCGCAGGCGGGGGAGCUGCUGGCGCUGGCGGCGCGGCUGGCGCGGGAGCACGCGGACGCGCCCUUCACCAACGACGUGUACCGCCUGGCGGCGGAGCUGCGCGGCGCGGCCCCGGACGGCGGGCUCCGGCGGGUGUGCGAGCGGCUGGCGGCCGGCGGCCCGGGGCGGGGGCGGCGGGGGCGGGGGCGGUGGCGGCGGGUGCUCGUGCUGCUGGGGGGCGCGCUGCUGCUCGGCCUGCUGCUCUGCCGCCUGCGGUCCCCGGCCUUGCAGGAGAUCAGUCCGGACUGACCCUGCAGCUCGGACCUCAUCUCACCCGAUAACCACUUCGCCGCCGGUGGGGUGCCCCUGCACGGCCCCGGGCUCGUCGUGCCCCAUCCCUACCGGUACGACCUGUUCAGAGCCCCACCGGGGCCGCUCUCCCGGGAGCGGGAGACCUCCUGGGACGUGACCUUCCCUGAGCUCUCCUUUCACUGACACCCAACCUCCAGCGUUGGCUUUGUCUCUUCUCCGCUGACCUCGGGGGGGCCUUUCCCUGUCAUUGGAUAGUCUUCGCUCCUUUUUUUUGCCCUGGCGUCCCGUGGACUCCCCGAAAGCCACAGGGCAACAGGCGUCACAGAGCAAAGCCUCACUCCCUAUUCGUGUAUUUGAGUUGAAUCUGAGUUUAAUAAAUACAUAUACUAAAGAGUCACUUCCCGUUAAAGGAAAUCGAUAUUUCCAUUGGUGGUACAUGUCUUUUUUGCCUUAUAUUCCCAUUAAACGACACGACUCCUGUUAUUCCUCACCCUGUCUGCAAAAACCACACACCCCAGUGCCCGUGCACACACGCACACAUGCAGGCAUAUGAUCCUAAGAAUACACUGGAGUAAAACCAUCUUUGUACCAGCAAGGCAAUGUCUCCCUGGGCAUGGCCAUUCCUGCCCCCUCAGCAGCCAAAGGCAGAUGGGUGUACAGGUCCAGAAGAAUAGGCAGAGAGCCCUAAUUCCUCAGGGGUUAUUAAGAGCCUGCAGAAAGUCAACUCCCAAAGAGGAGUUUGUUCACUGGCUCACACACUCACAGGGUAAGGUUACACUUUUCAACUCAGGGAUAGAUAAAACAUUUGGGGCACCUGGGUGGCUCAGGGAUUGAGCAUCUGCCUUGGGCUCAGGUCGUGACUUCGGGGUCCUGGGAUCAAGUCCUGCAUGGGGCUCCCUGCAGGGAGCCUGCUUCUCCCUCUGCCUACGUCUCUGCCUUUCACUCUGUGUCUCUCAUGAAUAAAUUCCUUUUUUUUUUUUUUAUAAGAGGUUUGGAAUUUUUUCUUUUAUUUCCAUCUCAGUAAGAGGAGGGCAAACAGUCUUGUAGGCCAACUGGUGAAAUGAUGUGAGGUGCAGAGUCAUCUUCAUCUCCGGUGUGUCUCUGGGAGGGUCAGCUCUCUGGUCCAGGUCAAAUGAGCCGGGUUAGCCUACAUCAAGCCCCCUAACUCCCUAUCUCUCCACCCAUGUUUGCUUUGUCUGGAACACCUCCACCCUCAUGCACAAACUCAAGCUCCUCUCUGAUACUGCUGCUUCCAAAUCUCUUCCUUCUCAUACCCCCUACCCAGUUGCCCUCACAGCCAGGGAUUUUCAGAUUACUGAUGACCUCAGAUUACUAAUGAGAUGCAUAUACAUGAGCACAAAUUGCAGAGAGAGGCCCACAGUCCUGCAUGGAAGCCAUGCAGACACUAACAGGAACUCUGAUGCCAAAUGCUGAGAUUUUAAAUUCCCCCGGCUGCAAAGGUCAUUUUGGCUUAAGGGGUUGUGUGCAGAUCCCAGCAGAAUACCUGAUAGGGAAUCUUGAUUUUGGUCUUAUUCACUUUUCAAUGUAUUCUUGCGCUGUACAAAUAGAAACAAAUGAAACAAAACUCUGGCAUUGUCUCUCUGCUGAGAAAGAAGAUGGUCACUAGCAGAAAUGAAUUAAAAAAUAAAAAUUAAAAA
Messenger RNA from Canis lupus familiaris (dog), 3108 nucleotides. RefSeq names its product GTPase, IMAP family member 1 (gene GIMAP1). Gene Ontology annotation, molecular function: GTP binding. Gene Ontology annotation, cellular component: endoplasmic reticulum. NCBI's taxonomy places the organism in Eukaryota, Metazoa, Chordata, Mammalia, Carnivora, Canidae. The record is from RefSeq and is a predicted model, not a curated record. Bases 560 to 1447 code for a protein of 295 amino acids. The transcript has 3 exons.